AUGCUGCUGUGGAGUCAGAUGCCUUUUGGGAUGGCCAAUGUUCGAACCUUCAAUGCUGCCAUCAGUGCUUGUGCCACAAGUGCUCAGCCAGAUGUGUCCUUCCUUCUCCUGCAGCAGAUGUCAGCGAUGGUGUUGACACCUGACGUGAUAUCCUACAGUGCAGCAGUGCAUGCCUGCGAAAAGGGCUGGCGUUGGAAAGAUGCAUUGCAUUUGUUGAACAUCAUGGUCUCUAGAUCGACGGCCCCAAAUCUCAUCACCCUGAACUCAGCGAUCGCUGCUUGUGACAAGGCUGGUGAAUGGCAACAGGCAUUGAGAUUGAUUCUUGGCUCAAAAAGCUUCAGAGCGAGAGAGAUAGAGAGUGCUUUCCUAUUUUGCAAUCGAGUUCUUGUGUUGUUUUUUAGGUCUUUGCCGCUGUAA
Molecule: messenger RNA, 417 nt
Organism: Durusdinium trenchii
Lineage: Eukaryota; Dinophyceae; Suessiales; Symbiodiniaceae
Source: the annotation of a GenBank genome assembly